Sinocyclocheilus anshuiensis is the source of this 3613-nucleotide messenger RNA. RefSeq names its product kinase suppressor of ras 2 (gene ksr2). NCBI's taxonomy places the organism in Eukaryota, Metazoa, Chordata, Actinopteri, Cypriniformes, Cyprinidae. Gene Ontology annotation, cellular component: cytoplasm. Bases 435 to 3332 code for a protein of 965 amino acids. Gene Ontology annotation, molecular function: protein kinase activity; ATP binding. Gene Ontology annotation, biological process: calcium-mediated signaling; protein phosphorylation; Ras protein signal transduction. The record is from RefSeq and is a predicted model, not a curated record. The transcript is spliced from 22 exons.
GCGCCGGGAUGCAGCUGAUGAUGGUCCAGAAGGGGAAUACGUGCAGUCAAAUCAGACGUUAUCUUUAAGAAAUAACACCUAACGUUCUCCUUUAUCAUCUAUGACAAAGAUGUCUCAAUUUGUGUUGUAUUUCUCACGCGCGCAAUGGAUCUAGCUGAUGCCACCGCAGCGAGGAUCUGAUUUGUAUUUUUUCCUUCCUUCCUUCAAUAUCUGUGUAUUAUGGUAGAGUCAAGCCGGAGCAUCAAACAUAAACUGUGCAACCCUGAUGACAACUCCGUCAGGAUAUCAGAAUAUCAACAAUGGAAUCGCCUUACAAGUAGAGUAUAGUUUUUCAUGACCACACACCAUUAUUCGUGCUUUCACGAACGCACUAUCUAAAUUGAUUUAGCGAAAAAGUAGCCUGCACUUAAGAGACGGACCGCUGCUCACAAAUUAUGGACGAGGAGAAUAUGACCAAAAGCGACGAGCAUCAUCUGAGUUUGCAAAAAGCCUUGCAGCAGUGCGAACUGGUGCAAAACAUGAUAGACAUUAGUAUCUCCAGCUUGGAAGGUCUGAGGACCAAAUGUGCCACAUCCAACGACUUGACACAAAAAGAAAUCCGAACGCUGGAGGGUAAACUGGUGAAGUAUUUUAGUCGGCAGCUCUCUUGCAAGCGUAAAGUGUCCUUACAGGAGCAGAAUGUGGAGUUGGAUGGAUUCCCGCGGCUGGGACACUGGUUCCGCAUUGUUAACAUGAGGAAGGAGGUUAUUGAGGAGAUCUCUCCAGGUGAGCUGACUCUGGAGGCUCUGUUGGAGAUGUCGGAUGAGCAGGUGUGUGAGGCGCUGCAGAAGUUUGGAGCGAGUGAUGAAGAAUGUGCUCGGCUCAAUGCCUCGCUCACAUGUCUACGAUCAGCCCACAAAUCAGAACAACUUGAGGAUGACAAAUUACACAGUAAUGGAGGAUCCAAGCAGGACUGGUCUAUUCAAUGGCCCACGUCCGAGUCAGGUAAAGAGAACACCCCAGUGGGGCCGUCAGACCCCAGUCAGUGGGUCCGUCUCCAACUCUCCCAGAGCCCCAAAUUGCACUCACGCUACAGCCAGCACUUGUGCCAGAGUCCCCAGGCCCUGGCGCCCCCCUUCUACUCCCCUCACCCACAUUCGGACCGGCUGACCGUGGACCCUCACUAUGGCCUCUUCCCCUCGCCUCUGGAUAUGGGACAUCACUCUCUCCCUCCUUCCCCCAGACAGAGGCAUUUUGCCCACACCCCUCCGCGGACUCCCUUAGUAGUGAACACCAUGACCCCUCCAGGGACGCCACAGGUCAGGCGCAGGAAUAAACUGAAGGCCCCUGGAACCCCGCCGCCCGCCAGCCGGAAGCUCAUCCACCUUCUGCCAGGGUUCACGGCUCUGCACCGCAGCAAAUCCCAUGAGUUCCAGCUGGGGAACAGAAUAGAUGACGCACAGACACCCAAAGCAAAAAAGAAGAACAAGCCGCUGAACCUGAAGAUCCACAGCAGUGUGGCUGGGAGCUGUGAAAACCUGCCAACCCAGCGCUCUCCUCUCCACUCCGAUCACUCACUCCGCUCCUUCUUUUUCCCCAAUUUUGUCCCCUCGACACCACCGGUGCACUCCGAUACCCCCUCAGCAAACACAGUUUUUGUUCCUCGCUGGUCUCCUCAAAUACCUCGCAGAGACCUCGGCAACUCCAUAAAACACAGGUUUUCCACGAAGUAUUGGAUGUCACAGACAUGUAUCGUGUGCGGGAAAGGAAUGCUGUUUGGCUUAAAAUGCAAACACUGCAAAUUGAAGUGCCACAACAAAUGCACCAAAGAAGCUCCACCCUGUCAUUUACUCAUAUACCACAGAGGAGGUAGGGACUCAUCCAGAGAUCAAGUAACAUCUCAAGCUCGUCAGCUCGUCAGGACCGAGUCGGUACCAUGUGACAUAAACAACCCCCUCAGGUACUCCGACCUGCACAUUAGCCAGACUCUCCCCAAGACCAACAAAAUCAACAAGGACCAUAUCCCUGUGCCGUAUCAGCCCGACUCCAGCAGUAACCCCUCCUCCACCACCUCCUCCACCCCAUCAUCUCCUGCUCCCCCUCUGCCGCCCAGUGCGACGCCCCCAUCUCCUCUGCACCCUUCCCCGCAAAGCGCCAGACAGCAGAAACAGUCCAACCUUACAGCAUCUAAUUUCUACAAAUCCAAGCAGCAGUUCAUCUUCCCUGAUGUGGCCCCUGAGGUUCCCACCAGGGCCCCUCAAGUCAUUCUACACCCUGUUCUGUCUGAGCCUGGUACCAAAGUGAGUCCCUUGCUACAAAUUGAGGUUGAACCAACAUCUGAUAACGAGGAAGGCAACGAUGAGGCCGAGGGCUCAGCGGAUGAGUUUGAGGAGAUGAAUCUCUCCCUCCUGUCCGCACGGAACUUCCCACGUAAGGCCAGCCAGACCAGCAUCUUCCUGCAGGAGUGGGACAUUCCCAUGGAACAGGUGGAGAUCGGAGAGCUGAUCGGGAAAGGCCGCUUUGGACAGGUCUAUCAUGGACGCUGGCAUGGAGAAGUGGCCAUACGACUAAUUGACAUUGAAAGAGACAAUGAAGAACAGCUGAAAGCAUUUAAAAGAGAGGUGAUGGCGUACAGGAACACGCGGCAUGAAAACGUGGUCCUGUUCAUGGGAGCGUGUAUGAGACCCCCUCAUCUGGCCAUCAUCACCAGUUUGUGUAAGGGCAUGACCCUCUACUCAGUGAUUCGAGAUGCAAAAGUCGUUCUCGACGUGAACAAGACUAGACAAAUUGCACAAGAGAUAGUGAAGGGCAUGGGCUACCUACAUGCCAAAGGGAUCCUUCACAAAGAUAUGAAAUCCAAGAAUGUAUUUUAUGACAACGGGAAAGUGGUCAUCACCGACUUUGGCCUGUUCACAAUAUCUGGUGUUCUACAAGCAGGCAGUAGGAGAAAGGAUAAGCUGCGGAUCCCAAGCGGCUGGCUGUGUCAUCUCGCUCCUGAGCUCAUCCGUCAGCUCUCCCCCGAGACUGCAGAAAACCAGCUUCCUUUCUCCAAACAGUCUGAUGUCUUUGCCUUUGGCACUAUCUGGUACGAGCUCCAUGCACGUGAGUGGCCCUUUAAGAAUCAGCCAGCUGAAGUCAUUAUCUGGCAGGUGGGAAGUGAAAUGAAGCCCAACCUUACUCAGAUCGGCAUGGGCAAGGAGAUAUCCGACAUCCUGCUGUUCUGUUGGGCGUAUGAACAGGAAGAGCGGCCCAGCUUCUCCAAGCUCGUGGAACUACUGGAGAAACUCCCGAAACGCAACCGUCGCCUGUCUCACCCAGUACACUUCUGGAAAUCAGCUGAGUAUGUGAAAUGAGCUAAGCUAAACUCAAAAACGCCUGUUUAUAAAAUAAACGAAAAAAAAAACGCAAACCAAUGAGGUAACAUUAAAAUAGAGUCAGUCAGCGUGACUGAGAGAGUCGCUACUGGAUGGUGCAUGUAUUCUGCUGUAUUUAGUGAUGUUUCCUAAACGCAGUGAUCAUUUAGCAUACUUAGAGCACCCAGUAUUUUCUGGUGUAUCAUUUGGUCAUGAAAGGGAGAUGUUUUCUUCUUUUUUUGUUGCUAAAUGUAUGUUUGAUCUGUUUUGCAUAUAUCAAC